Punctularia strigosozonata HHB-11173 SS5 is the source of this 765-nucleotide messenger RNA. RefSeq lists its product as uncharacterized. The transcript is spliced from 5 exons. Bases 1 to 765 code for a protein of 254 amino acids. Lineage: Eukaryota; Fungi; Basidiomycota; Agaricomycetes; Corticiales; Punctulariaceae. The record is from RefSeq and is a predicted model, not a curated record.
AUGUCACUUCAUCCCCCCUCAGAGGAUGCCCAAGAGGAUCCAUGGAACAGCAUCGAAAGCCAACGUGUCGCGAUCGUCACUGCGAAGUGCCUACAGAUCGGCAUGUUAAUGUCGUUGUUGCUCAAAGAGGACACUCUCAACAAUCUAUACGGGGUGAACACUAUCCUACUCCAGCAGCUGUUCUUCUACCACAGGGAGCAAGCCAUGUUUAACACGUCCACGGCCAUGUACAUCGAUUGGCUUUUGGAGGUCGGUGGUAUGGACAUCGGCUUCGUCGGCCAGAAUCGUCUGAGUAACCAGUUCAAUCGUUGCGUUGAACGGUGGCGUGAAGUCCUUGCUUCAGAGCACGUUCCCUCAAAUGACGAUGAACUCACGGAUUGCAUCAACGUUAUUUUGAGGGCUGAAGGCGGCGUUGCCGCUGGUGAUAAUCGAUUAGAUGCGUCCCCGAUUGCCCACCUGUUCUUUCUAGUGUGGAAGAAUCGUUUCCGAGAGGCGAAGAUGCUUUUGAAGUACCUCUCGAAACACGAGUCCUACAAGGACCGAUAUGCCGCCCAUCGACUUAGCCUACAGUUUCAUAUGCACAACUUCCGUCGUCUUCAUUUCAGGAUGAAAAUGAGUCCGCGGACUUACCUACUUCACGUCUUCUGCCAUGCGAACAUCUUCUCCUCAAUGGAUAUGGCUGAACGAUGUGCGAGCUUCCAGCGCGCCGAGCGGGGGUUGCUGUAUCUAUACCCACGUUGGUUUGUACCAGGGCUCCCUGCGUAA